This is a messenger RNA of Brenthis ino (lesser marbled fritillary), 357 nucleotides long. Lineage: Eukaryota; Metazoa; Arthropoda; Insecta; Lepidoptera; Nymphalidae. The record is from the annotation of a GenBank genome assembly.
AUGUUUGAUAUUUCUGGCAAUUCUCUACAACUGGUCCGUAUAUUGCAAAGAAAUGCAAUAAUCUCUAAGCGUUUGUAUAGCGAAGAUUUAAACGUACAUCGUGACAGUAAAGAUAAUCAUGCCCUCACACCAUUUGACUUCUCAGAAGCAAAUUUAAAGAGAUUGUCAGCAAUAAUUCAGAAUUAUCCCGAGGGAGCUCAACGGUCGGCAUUAGGCGCUGCGAUGGACAUAGUACAAAGGCAGAUCGGAUGGAUCCCUAUAUCGGCUAUGCACAAAGUGGCUGAAGUUCUUAGUGUACCCAGGAUGAGAGUAUACGAGUGGGCUACAUUCUAUACUAUGAAUAAGAGGUGGUUAAAA